This is a messenger RNA of Ogataea haglerorum, 786 nucleotides long. RefSeq lists its product as uncharacterized. Gene Ontology annotation, biological process: GPI anchor biosynthetic process. Gene Ontology annotation, cellular component: endoplasmic reticulum membrane. NCBI's taxonomy places the organism in Eukaryota, Fungi, Ascomycota, Pichiomycetes, Pichiales, Pichiaceae. Bases 1 to 786 code for a protein of 261 amino acids. The record is from RefSeq and is a predicted model, not a curated record. The transcript has a single exon.
AUGUCCUCCGCACGAAAAAAGGUGAAAAAGACCGUUUCAUUUUCUCGAAACAGCCCGUCUCUCAGCGACCGCAACCCCAGCACAGAACCGGGAUCGCCUGUCCCGGAGUCAGCUUUCGAUCUUGCUGACGAGGAGCCUAAACUUAACGAGCUGCCGAAACCCUCUCCCGCUUUCAUGCUCCUUCCGUUCCAUUCUCUGGCAAUCGUCUAUGCUUUAUUUCAUCACUACAAUAUAAGCUCCAAGGUUAUACCAGCACUGAACUCGUCAACGCUUGCAGUUUUGACACUUCAUUUUGGUUUCGGACUAAUAGCACUAACCACAAUCAAAAACAAAAAGAAAGCAAAGAGACAUAGAGGCCCGAACGGCGGCGAGCUCGUGUACCUGGUGAUUUCAUCUAUAAUUUCUUGCUUCGCCGCAAUUCCAAUCUUCGUUAUCUUGCUGGUCUUCGGGGCUCCUAUUGGAUCCCUGACAAAGGAAACAGCUUUUAUGGCUUUGCAUCUGUCGUUUCUGACAGUCUUCCCGCUUCUUCUAGUUUACAAGCUCACCGAUUUAGACGCAGGAGACACGUGGAUCCGAUUGCUCACGUUUCAAGUGCCAGCAUUUUAUAAAAAUCAGGUCUACUUGCAGGCUAUGGGCUCGCUAGUGGGUUGCUGGUUGGGUGUCAUUCCUAUUCCGCUCGAUUGGGAUAGAGACUGGCAACAGUGGCCAAUUACCUUGCUCACAGGUGCCUACGUAGGGUCGUUUGCCGGAAGUUUAAUCAGCUACCUUUAUAGCAUAUUUGAAUAG